Neoarius graeffei (lesser salmon catfish) is the source of this 1868-nucleotide messenger RNA. It is a transcript of the gene gask1a, whose product is annotated as golgi associated kinase 1A. Bases 319 to 1008 code for a protein of 229 amino acids. The record is from RefSeq and is a predicted model, not a curated record. The transcript has 5 exons. Gene Ontology annotation, cellular component: Golgi apparatus. Lineage: Eukaryota; Metazoa; Chordata; Actinopteri; Siluriformes; Ariidae.
UCAAACCCCACUGCUGAGGCUUCCGUCCGGGCAGAACAAUGUGAACUUGCAGCUUUUGUGUGCUUGAAGUUGAAUUGCACGGUGCGACACACACACACACACACACACUGCAGCCUGUGGAUGGAGAAGAUAUGAAGAGUGUGAGGACAGAAAGAGAGAGAGAGAGAGAGAGAGAGGAGUACUGCAGCCUGAGUGCGGGUUCUACAGCACCCUGCUGUUUCAUGCCAUAGGAAUGAGGAUGAUGAUGUGGCGAUGAAGGAGAAAGGUUCGCAGCCCAGGACAGACCUGUAUGAACACUAAACAGCUGCAGCAGCUUUGAUGAUGGCUCUGGGAGCAGGGAUGAAGCUGAAAGUGAAGCGGCGCUACAUUGUGGUCUUUCUGUCUCUCCUCACCCUGUCAGUAGUGAUGAUAAACACAUAUUCACCUUUGCCCAAUGAACAGCAAUGCUUGCUAUCACAAGGGCCUCACUAUAACCAGCCCAUUGAGGCAGAAGCAAGGGACUCUAGCCAUCUACCUCCAUACAUUCACAGGGGAUCUUGGAAGGUUUCUAAAAUGAAAGCUUCAGAAAAGCAGCAUACACUGGUGAAUGACAGACUGGACCGAUACUGCUGUGGGUUCCAGCCCGACCCUGCUGAUAUGUGUGUGGAGAACCUUCUCAAUGUCAAAUGUGGAAACCCUAAACAUUUAAUGUUGGUGCAUAUUCUGGUUCGGAGGACAGAUCCCUCUCGACUGGUCUUUAUAGAUAAUGCAGGCAGGCCUCAUCACCGACAAGACAACCUCAACUUCAGACUGAUUGAGGGCAUUGAUGAAUUUCCGGAGAGAGCCAUGUCAGUGCUGCGGUCAGGCUGUUUGGAGCAGCUGCUCCUGCGCUCACUGUCUGUGGAUAAGGAGCUGUGGGAGAGUCAAGGAGGAGCAGCAGGUCUUCGAACCACCAUCUCCACUCUCCAGCACAGAGCUCAAAUCCUGCUGCAGCACAUCCAGAACAACAGAGUAAACACUGAUCUGUGAAAAUAGAUCUAUUUACAAUAACUUGUAUUAAAUGCAAGCAGGCGAGUUAAAAGUUUGCAGGUUGUCACUUUUUAAAUUAAUAAUAGGUUGUGAUAUCUGCAGCUGCCGCUGCGUUGUGUGCAUGAUUAUAAUAAUAACAGUAAUAUUAAUAUACUAAAUAUGGUGCUACAGUUAUCUGAAAAUAUGAAACAAAGGCUUGGUGCAGUGCACUUAAAAGAAAAUACUUCGUCUAUUAUUGAUGAUGAUGACCAUUCUCAAGAAUGAAUUAGGGAUGUUUUUAUUGAAAAUAGCCUUUUUUCACUCUAAGUUCUUUGUACAAAAAAACCCGCUAAGCUUACCUAAAUGUAAGCUAGUAAAGUUAGUUCACUAGUUUAGCAUCUCCUGCUAUCCCACAUUUGAUUUAGCAAUUGUGGGAAGCAAAGUUAAGCUUAAAUAAUACACUCACUGGCCACUUUAAUAGGAACUUGUUGUUGAUUCUAAGAUUCCUGUUCUUGGCUGCAGGAGUGGAACCCAAUGUGCUCUUCUGCUGUUGCAUGCUGAGAUUCUUUUCUGCUCACCACGGUUGCAAAGAGUGAUUAUAUGAGUUACUAUAUCCUUCCUGGCAGCUUGAACCAAUCUGGCCAUUUUCCUCUGACCUCUCUUAUCAACAAGACAUUUCCACCCACAGAACUGUCGCUCACUCAGUGUUUUUUGUUUUCUGCACCAUUCUGUGUAAACUCUACAGACUGUUGUGUGUGAAAUCCCCAGGAGAUCAGCAGUUUCUGAAAUACUCAAACCAGUCUAUCUGGCACAAAAACCCAUGCCACAAUGAAAGUCACACUUUGAGAUCACAGUUUUUCCCAUUCUGAUGUUUGACAUGA